Messenger RNA from Callithrix jacchus (white-tufted-ear marmoset), 3671 nucleotides. NCBI's taxonomy places the organism in Eukaryota, Metazoa, Chordata, Mammalia, Primates, Cebidae. The record is from RefSeq and is a predicted model, not a curated record.
AAGGAGGGGCGGGGGCGGAGAGGUGUGAAUUGUGUCGGAUGAGGGACAGGAGAGGAACUGACAGCGUCUUUUGAGCCUAUUGCCAACUCACCAGGAGACAGCGGCCACGCCCAUCAGGACGGGGGCUCCUCCCCACCUGCGGUGCCAGCCUAGGUGCACGCUGGCCUCAGCCGCCCGGGCUCUCUGGCGCGUCUUACUGGGGUGCCGACAGAGGGCGCGCGAGGGGGCCCGGGGUCAGGCGGGGGACCCCACGGGAGGCGGGCUUGGGGGGAGGUCCCUGGAUCGCCCCUCCCGCCCCCUGCCCGCCCAGACGGCUUUCCUGGAGCUCCAGACACCUAGGCAAGAGCCCGCUACUCCCCUGCGCGCUUUCUGCUCGGAGCACCGCUCCUACCUGUAGAGUCCCGACGGGCGCUCCUUCCCAGGGCACCUACACCGUCUCCUCCUUCGGAAACCUCCCGCCCCAGCUACCCCGGUCUCGGACAGGCGGCGCCGGGACCCCAAGGCAGGGCGCCAAGCUUGAAGCAGGUGACAUGUAGACGUCCCCUGGUCCAGCCUCGGAACCCGAGCGCCCCUUCUGCCCGGAAAGUUUGAGGCUAGGCGCCAUGGCCAAGACCAGCUCCCUGAAUGUCCGCGUAGUGGAGGGCCGGGCGCUGCCCGCCAAGGACGUGUCUGGGAGCAGCGACCCCUACUGCCUGGUGAAAGUGGACGAUGAGGUGGUGGCCAGGACAGCGACUGUCUGGAAGAGCCUGGGCCCCUUCUGGGGGGAGGAGUACACUGUGCACCUGCCUCUGGAUUUCCACCAGCUGGCCUUCUAUGUACUGGAUGAGGACACCGUUGGGCAUGACGACAUCAUCGGCAAGAUCUUGCUGAGCAAGGAGGCCAUUACAGCAGACCCCCGAGAGAUAAGAUCUCACUCUGCUGGCCAGGGUGAUCUUGAACUCCUGGCCUCAAGCAAUCUUCCUGCCUCAGCCUUACAAGGUGCUGAGAUUACAGGGAUUGACAGCUGGAUCAACCUGAGCCGAGUGGAUCCAGAUGCAGAAGUGCAGGGUGAGAUUUGCCUGUCGGUACAGAUACUGGAGGAUGGGCGGGGCCGCUGCCUUCGCUGCCAUGUGCUUCAGGCCAGGGACCUGGCUCCCAGAGACAUCUCUGGCACAUCUGACCCAUUUGCACGUGUGUUUUGGGGCAGCCAGAGCUUGGAGACCUCAACCAUCAAGAAAACUCGCUUCCCGCACUGGGAUGAAGUGCUGGAGCUGCGGGAGAUGCCAGGUGCCCCGUCCCCACUUCGGGUGGAGCUCUGGGACUGGGACAUGGUGGGCAAGAACGACUUCUUGGGCAUGGUGGAGUUCUCUCCGAAGACCCUCCAGCAGAAGCCGCCCAAUGGCUGGUUCCGCCUCCUGCCCUUUCCCAGAGCAGAGGAGGAUUCUGGGGGGAGCCUGGGUGCCCUGCGCCUGAAGGUGCGCCUGAUCGAGGACUGCGUCCUGCCCUCCCAGUGUUACCAGCCUCUCGUGGAGCUGCUCAUGGAGUCUGUGCUGGGGCCAGCAGAGGAGGACACUGCUAGCCCCCUGGCUUUGCUGGAAGAGCUGACCUUCGGGGACUGCCGCCAGGACCUUGCCACCAAGCUGGUGAAACUCUUUCUUGGCCGGGGACUGGCUGGACGCUUUCUGGACUAUCUCACCCGGCGUGAGGUGGCUCGGACCAUGGAUCCCAACACCCUCUUCCGUUCUAACUCCCUGGCAUCCAAGUCGAUGGAACAGUUUAUGAAGCUCGUGGGCAUGCCCUAUCUGCAUGAGGUCCUGAAGCCUGUGAUUAGCCGUGUCUUUGAGGAGAAGAAGUACAUGGAGCUGGAUCCCUCCAAGAUGGACCUGGGCCGCACCCGGAGGAUCUCCUUCAAAGGCGCACCCUCGGAGGAGCAGAUGCGGGAGACCAGCCUGGGGCUGCUGACGGGCUACCUGGGGCCCAUCGUGGACGCCAUCAUGGGCUCGGUGGGGCGCUGCCCGCCUGCCAUGCGCCUCGCCUUCAAGCAACUGCACCGGCGCGUGGAGGAGCGCUUCCCCCAGGCGGAGCACCAGCAGGACGUGAAGUACCUGGCCAUCAGUGGUUUUCUCUUCUUGCGAUUCUUUGCACCCGCCAUCCUUACCCCGAAGCUGUUUGACCUGCGGGACCAACACGCAGACCCCCAAACGAGCCGCUCACUGCUGCUGCUUGCCAAGGCUGUGCAGAGCAUCGGAAACCUGGGCCAGCAGCUGGGCCAGGGCAAGGAACUGUGGAUGGCCCCCCUGCACCCCUUCCUGCUGCAGAGCGUCUCACGGGUCAGAGACUUCCUGGACCGGCUGGUGGAUGUGGAUGGGGAUGAGGGGGCUGCUGUCCCAGCCAGGGCCCUGGUACCACCCUCAGCGAUUGUUCGAGAAGGCUAUCUGCUGAAGCGAAAGGAUGAGCCCGCCAGCCUGGCCACACGCUUCGCCUUCAAGAAGCGCUACGUCUGGCUCAGUGGGGAGACCCUCUCCUUCUCCAAGAGUCCUGAGUGGCAGACGCGCCACUCCAUCCCAGUGUCGCACAUCCGCGCCGUGGAGCGCGUGGACGAGGGCGCCUUCCAACUGCCCCACGUGAUGCAGGUGGUGACGCAGGACGGCGCGGGGGCGCUGCACACCACCUACCUCCAGUGCAAGAAUGUGAACGACCUCAACCAGUGGCUCUCGGCCUUGCGCAAGGCCAGCGCCCCUAACCCGGACAAGCUGGCCGCCUGCCAUCCCGGUGCCUUCCGCAGCGCGCGCUGGACCUGCUGCCUCCAGGCUGAGCGCUCAGCCGCUGGCUGCAGCCGUACACACUCGGCCGUCACCCUAGGGGACUGGAGUGACCCCCUGAACCCUGAUGCUGAGGCCCAGACGGUGUAUCGGCAGCUGCUCCUCGGGCGGGACCAGCUCAGAUAGAGUCUCACUCUGUUGCCCAGGCUGGAGUGCAGUGGCAUGAUCUCAGCUCACUGCAAACUCCUUCUCCUGGAUUCAAGCGAUUCUCCUGGUUCAGCCUCCCGAGUAGCUGGGAUUACAGGUGCGCGCCACCACCCUUGGCUAGUUUUUGUAUUUUUAAUAAAGACAGGGUUUCACCAUGUUGGCCAGGCUAGUCUCACACUCCUGACCUCAAGUGAUCCACCAGCCUCACCCUCGCCCUCCCAAAGUAUGGGGAUUACAGGCAUGAGCCACUGCACCUGGCCAGGCUAUGUGAUCUUAAACAAGUUGCUUCACUUUUCUGUACAUCAGUUUCCUCAUUUGGAAAAGGGGGAUAAUAAUGGUAGGGACCUUGUGGGUUGUCCUGAGGAUCAAAAGAGCUACUACAGUUAGAGCACUUUGUAGGCGUCUGGGCAAAUAGCUUUCAAUAAAUAGUAAUGAUGAUGACGAUGAUGCUGUGUGACCUUAGGCAAAUUACUUAACCUCUCUGUGUCUCAGUAAUCAUCUGUAUAAUGGAGCUAAUAGUAAAUACCUACCUCAUAUAAGUUUGUCAUGAUAAUUAAAUGAGUUAAUACAUGUAAAAGGUUUAGAAUAGCAUCCGGCACUCUAGAAAUGUUUGCUGUAUAGAUGAUGAUGAUGAUGGCAGAUGGUGAUGGUGAUGAUUCAACAAAACUAAUUUCUCAGAGAAUCUCGGGUAGGAAGCAGGAUCGGGAAUCAGGGACAAGACUC